This is a messenger RNA of Aspergillus terreus NIH2624, 837 nucleotides long. RefSeq names its product SDR family oxidoreductase. Bases 1 to 837 code for a protein of 278 amino acids. The record is from RefSeq and is a predicted model, not a curated record. Lineage: Eukaryota; Fungi; Ascomycota; Eurotiomycetes; Eurotiales; Aspergillaceae. The transcript is spliced from 3 exons.
AUGACAGUCUGGAUCAUCACAGGAACCUCCUCCGGCUUUGGCAGCGAGUUCGUCAAGCAGGCCCUCGCCCGCGGCGACAAAGUCAUCGCCACGGCCCGCACCGUCUCCAAGAUCCCCCACAUGAAAGAAGCCGGGGCGGCCGUCCUGUCGCUUGACGUGACAGCGCCGCAGGCAGAUCUGGAAGCCAAGGCCGCCGAGGCCAUCGCCAUAUACGGCCAGAUUGAUAUCUUGGUGAAUAACGCUGCGUACGUGCAGUUUGGGACCCUCGAGCAUCUAGGGGACAACUACGCAAAGCAAUUCACCACCAACGUCUUCGGCACCAUCAACGUCACCCGCGCGUUCCUCCCGCACUUCCGGGCGCGAAAGGCCGGCACGAUCGUGAAUGUCGGGUCCAUGGCUGCGUGGGAGACGUAUCCCACCGUGGGCGCAUACUCGGCGUCCAAAGCGGCGAUGCGCUACGCGACCGACGCCCUGGCCCAAGAGGUGUCGCAUCUCGGGAUCAAGACCCUCCUCGUCGAACCGGGGUACUUCCGCACCGAGUUGCUGAGCUCGCAGAACAGCGCGUUUGUCGAGACGAGCAUCCCGGACUACAGGGCGCUGACGGAGGCGACCUUUGCCCAGUUCCGCGCGACGCACGGCCAGCAGCCGGGGGAUCCGGUCAAGGGCGUGGCGCGGAUUAUCGAUGUGGUGAAGGGGGAGAAUGGAGCGGCCGGGAAAGAGUGGCCGAAGGAGCUUGUGCUGGGGUCGGAUGCUGUUGCGACGAUCCGGAAGAAGUGCUGGGAUAUGUUGAGGUUGUUGGAGGAGUGGGAGGAGUUUUCGUCUGGGACGGAUCUAUAG